AUGGACGGGUGGACAGCUUCGUGCCGCCAUUACGUUGCUCUGUUUGCGGUGUACUGGGAUUCGACCUGUGGGGCUGAUGCAGACGAGCGUCGCUGCAAAAGUCGUCGCUACAUCCUGCAUGCCUUUUGUCCACUCGACGACGAGUCUGACAUGGGUUCACAGGCCCACUAUGACUUCAUUGCGGACCCUCUUUCCGUUUAUGAAUGUCCGUGGUCUCGAGUGUCAUUCCUGGUGGGUGAUAAUUGCUCAACGAAUCAAUGUAUCGGCCGGAAAGAAGGGGCCCUCCCGUUAAUCGGCUGUGCAAGUCAUAGAUUUAAUUUAGCGGUGAGGGCCUUCUUGGAGGCGCACGAGACGAUGGUCGAGAAGGUGCACAAGUUCAUGAAGAAGCUGGCAACCGUGAAGGGCAGGGCGGUUCUGAAGAAGAUUAGCAAGUUGCACCCCAAGCUCAAUAACGUUACGCGCUGGUCGAGCACGUAUGAGAUGCUGGAGCGCUUUGUAGCGCUGCACCCCCACGUGAAGAUGCUGGAGUUCAAGGACCUGGAGAAGAUUCGGAUCGUGGACCUGCUCUUCAUCCCGCACGAGUUCGCGCAGGCUGAAGAGCUGCUAGCCCAGCUUGCCAACUUGGAGGAGGCCACCCGAGAGCUGCAGAAGGAGGAGUUGACACUCGCAGCCGCGCGAGAUCUCUUCGAUCUCGCUAUCAAGCGCUACCCGUGCAUGAAGAAGGAUCUGUCCACGACGUCGUCUCAUGUUGUCACCCCGCAACUGGAAACAGGGCUUAAGAAUGCUUCGUACGUCGACGUCUCGUACAUACCGCCAACGUCAAACGUUUGCGAGCGGUUUUUCUCCUCUGCAAAACUCGUGUACUCGGACUUGAGGAAGAAGAUGGACUACGAAACGCUCGAGGACGUCAUGAUGCUCAAGUACAACGACGCGCUGUGGAAUGCAUACACAGUGCAGAGUAUUUGUGCACGUCACCCUGCUACUUGCAGUACCGUAGAUUAA
Messenger RNA from Phytophthora sojae, 1002 nucleotides. RefSeq lists its product as hypothetical. The record is from RefSeq and is a predicted model, not a curated record. The transcript is spliced from 2 exons. Bases 1 to 1002 code for a protein of 333 amino acids. Lineage: Eukaryota; Oomycota; Peronosporomycetes; Peronosporales; Peronosporaceae.